AUGCCAGAUGCAACAGGAGUUAUCGCCAAAAACCCAUUCGAGGAGAGUCCGUCACGUCUGAACCAAUAUACUCCCGAUGAGGUCGCUGCACUUCAGGCACGUCUCGAUAAGAAGCUAGGACCCGAGUACAUCUCCGCUCGGCCUGGAGCGGCGGGCCAAAAAGUACAUUACCUCUCUGCGGAUAAAUGUAUCAACCUCGCGAAUGAAGUAUUUGGAUUCAAUGGAUGGUCGAGCUCGAUCCAGAAUAUUCAAAUUGAUUUUGUUGACGAGUCCCCAAAUACUGGAAAAGUCAGUUUGGGAUUAUCCGUGAUAGUGAGGGUUACUCUGAAAGACGGAGCCUACCACGAAGAUGUUGGAUACGGGCACAUUGAAAACUGCAAAGGGAAAGCUGCCGCUUUUGAGAAGGCGAAAAAAGAAGCAACAACCGAUGCCCUCAAGCGAGCUCUGCGAAAUUUCGGCAAUGUCCUGGGUAACUGUAUAUACGACAAGGAUUACAUUUCCAAGGUCACAAAAGUGAAGGCAGCACCGUCGAGGUUAGACGUCGAUGACCUGCACCGCCACCCCGACUUUGCUCCUAUAAAAAAGGAGCCAGUACAGCCAAAACCGCUGCCAGAGGACGAUGAUCUGCCUCCUCGCCCAUCGAUUGCGGCCAGGAAGACGGUAGCACCAACAAACAAUGUCUCUGACUAUGAUGCGGAAUUUGGAAUUCUCAUUUUGCUAACUACGCCAGGUGAUGUGUUCGAUGAGGCCGACUUCAAUGUUGGCGAAGGCGAAAAUCCAGAUGAAAUAGCGGUAGAUACAGACACUCAAAAAAUACGCCAGCCCCCGACCCCAAUCGGGAGGCCAAAGAUGGCGCCAAAGCCCCCGAGCUAUGCAUCUGGUGCGCCAACGAACGCUAAUCCUAGUACCGUAACACCGUCGAAACCGGAACGGCCGAUGAGCCACCCUCCUCCCGGCAGGCAAAUCCCUAAUCAGGCCGCAAACAACCAGCCGUACUCUGCGGCAGCCCAUGAUCAAUAUCCAAGCCAAAGACGGUCCGUACCACCCCCAGAAACACAAACAGCGGUAUAUCAAAACGGACGGUCAAUACCACCGGGGCAACCACGGGCUAGCCAUGGCACUGCCGCGUCAGCCGCCAGCGCACAAGUCCCUAUUAAACAGGAGUAUGCCUCGGGUGUCCAAAAUCCACAAGCGCAAGACAUGGCUCCUCCAGGUACACCUGGAAUGGAAGGUCAAGCGCCUCCCGUUGUAGGGUUUUUCUCAGCUCGUGGAGUUGCUAUGCUGCGAGAAAACCCCCAUAGUGCAGCGGCCAACGCUCCAGUCUUUGAUCCUCACGCCGAAAGCCCUUCAAUCCGCAAAACCGCAGGCGUCGACCAUACCAAGACCUUGCCGGUAUCAAGGCCAAUGCUAGCAGGCGGCGCAUCACCAGCCCCAAACCAAAGCCGAGACUUCAUUAAUCCCUCCGCAGACAUGCAUAGGAAAAUCGGUGUUCCCGGCGGAGCGGGUAGCCCCAUGAAUAGGGGCCCAUCAACGUCCUCUUAUCGGCCUCUAACACGACCAAAUGUCGAUGCAAAGGCGACGGCGAAUAGCCCCGCGGCCAGCCGUGGUGGGUUUGGGCCGCCGAAUAUUAACGGAAAGCGGCCACCUCUAAAUGAUGUGACUAACGCAUCCAUACCUGGCGGUAACGGGCCCACCCCUAUACCUAAUCCAAAUGAUCCGAAGAGAGUGAGAUUCGACGGGUCGCUGCCUCCGCAACAGCAACCACGCAAUCAACAACAACACCAAUAA
Aspergillus versicolor CBS 583.65 is the source of this 1788-nucleotide messenger RNA. Its product is annotated as RAD52 DNA repair protein RADC. NCBI's taxonomy places the organism in Eukaryota, Fungi, Ascomycota, Eurotiomycetes, Eurotiales, Aspergillaceae. The record is from RefSeq and is a predicted model, not a curated record. The coding region runs from base 1 to 1788 and encodes 595 amino acids. Gene Ontology annotation, cellular component: nucleus. The transcript has 5 exons. Gene Ontology annotation, biological process: double-strand break repair via single-strand annealing; double-strand break repair via homologous recombination; mitotic recombination.